This is a messenger RNA of Colletotrichum scovillei, 1277 nucleotides long. RefSeq lists its product as uncharacterized. The record is from RefSeq and is a predicted model, not a curated record. Lineage: Eukaryota; Fungi; Ascomycota; Sordariomycetes; Glomerellales; Glomerellaceae. The transcript has 5 exons. Bases 145 to 1125 code for a protein of 326 amino acids.
UCUCAUUCCAAAUUGACUUCAUUCCACUUUUCCCUCAUCACCGUACAUACGCCUUAGCUUAUUUCAACGACGGAACGACUCGGACCACCACCUUCUUCUCUGUCGGCGGGUUCUUCAAGUGGACUGGCGAGACUGUGACGCAAGAUGGCUGUCAUCGAUGAGCUCAAGGGUGUGAAAGUCACCGUCCAAGUCAACGGCCAGGAAGCCGUUGAGUACGACGACCCGGAUGGCUUGGAGAACGACGUCAACCGCAAGCACGCAACCCACCGUGCCUUCAACUAUAUUGAGUCCAAGGAUGACACCUGCUUCACCGUGAAGUACGAGGUUAAUCAUAUGCACCGGUGGGAGAGCCCGAAAAGCGCCUUUUCACUCUACUUAUAUGUCGAUGGCAAGCGCAUGGAUAGUGUCGUUUGCGAGGCGAGUCGCUUCAACUCAUUCGAUCCAUUUUACAAAUGGAGCACAGUUGUUGAGGGUUCUCGAGGAAGCUCGAGAGACCCCUCUUACGAUCGUCUUAGCAAAUUCAAGUUCUCUCAAGUCACUACUGUUGACGAUGCUACCAAGGAGCGCGUCGAGGGAGACUCUAAGAAAGCAAAGUCCCUCGGCGUCAUCGAGGUUUUUGUCUACCCCUUGACCAUCACAGGGCCUUCGUACACGUCAGGCCACGAGCACUAUCGCGACAAUCAAGAUUCCAGUUUCAACAUUGCGGAAAAGGCGCUCAAGGGCCGCGCCGUCUCUCACGGUACCUCCUUCACUGACGGUGGAUUUGUUUCCAAGAGGAAGUCAGUGUGCGCAGAAUAUCUCAACGGCGGUAAUCCUAUCGCCUGCUUCAUGUUCAAAUACCGUUCCAGAGAUGCAUUGCAAAAGGAGCUCAUCGUUCCUCGGUCUCCAAGCCCCGAGGCCAUUGACGAGCUUUCUGAGGCCGAUAUCAGGCGGCUAGCUGCGGAGCGCCUGGACGAGAUUAACAAUGGACGUCGAUCUGGCACCGUCAAGCAAGAGAGAAAGGGCCCUAUCAUCAAACGCGAGUUUGCCGAGAUCUACGACCUCACCGAGGAGCCUGCCAAACGCGAAUGGAAGAAGAUCAAGAUCGACGCCAACAGAGAGGCUAUUGACCUCACCGAUGACUAGGCGUAUGAGUUUCUUGAAUGCACUUCCUUGGUACUUGUUCUUCGCCAGUCCGCAGAGAACGAUAUCAUGAGCACGACCCUUCAAUUUUCGGCGCAACUUUGCUUUCGGGGCCAAAUGGCAUAUUUCGGUUUGUGUUAAGCCAAGCUUCAGGG